This is a messenger RNA of Microthlaspi erraticum, 1278 nucleotides long. Lineage: Eukaryota; Viridiplantae; Streptophyta; Magnoliopsida; Brassicales; Brassicaceae. The record is from the annotation of a GenBank genome assembly.
AUGAAUCACAACACCAACAUCCACUUUGGGAACCGGACACUGAUCCCACACGAUCUCCACGGCCGGAGUUACCAAGACCCAGCCGUAAGCAUCGUGCCACAUCCGUUCCCUCCCAACCGCGCUCAUCCGACGUUUGAAGGACCUAGCCGAGACGAGCAUCAUUACCAUCAUCAUCAAAACCGACCUCCGGUUUAUCAUCAACCACCUAGACCAGUGUUGCAUUCACACCACGACCAUGUUCUCAAUAGGCGGAGAGAUAGCCAUUUCGAUGCCGUGCUUGAGGGUUUCAUGGAGAGCCAAAGAAAAACUAGCCGCGACAUUGAGACAAAGCUAGAGUUCACGCGAUACGAACUAGAUGGAAGACUUGGAGAACUCUCUACCCAAAUAGAGAGAGUAGAGUCAAGAUGCUUGGACAUGGAGGAAGAUUUGAAGAAGCAAGGCGAGGCCAUUGAAGACAGUAGGAGAGCGAUACACUUUACCAAAGUUUCUACCAAGGAGAUGGACAAUCACUUAGAUGAGAAGAUCACAAGUCUUGAUAACAACCUCGAUGGCACCACCAAGAGUCUCAAUUCAAUAACAGCAGUAGCUCAUCAAGCUAAGAGGGAGGUAGCCGAAGUAACCCUAAAAGAGAGGCAAUGUUACUCGACGAUGCUUACAUUGGUGGAAGGGCAAAAACAAGUGAAGGCACAAAUCCGAGAUUUACACAUCUCUCUAGACAAGAGGAGCCAAGAUAUUCAAAGAAGAGCUAGAGGGCUUGAAGACAAAGUAGAUGGAGUCUCCAAGGAAGUCAAGGAUUUAACCACUCGCUUAGCCAACUUGGAAGAGAAGGUCUUGACCGAGGCAAAGACGACCGUUCUAAGCACAACCAUGCCGCAAAGAGCCACAAGGCUAACCACUGGAACAAGAGAGAAGAUAGCACCAAAAGGAAGAACCCUUACUCAAAGGUCUUCACAACCGCCUCCCACCAAGGAGAAGAGGAAGACAAGAUCAUCACUUGAAGAGAUCAUAGAUGAUUUCAACUUUAUGGCGAGGAGAUUCCCUUAUGGUGUGCCGUUUGAUAAUGCUUGCAACAAGAGUCCAUUCAUGCAAGACCUAGCUUGGACACAAGAUUGGAGUCUAGCUGAUAUGGGUAUAUCAGGAACGCGGCCCAUUCAAGAACUUGGAGAGCAAGCUCAAGCGGCUAAAGAGAAAUGGAAACUUUCCUCUUCUGCGCGCGCUCAACUUUGCCGACCUAGACCCGCUCUCUACCUAUAUAUACUUGCUUUUAGCCUCUUGUAA